Messenger RNA from Vanessa tameamea, 1839 nucleotides. It is a transcript of the gene yip2, whose product is annotated as 3-ketoacyl-CoA thiolase, mitochondrial-like. NCBI's taxonomy places the organism in Eukaryota, Metazoa, Arthropoda, Insecta, Lepidoptera, Nymphalidae. Gene Ontology annotation, cellular component: mitochondrion. The record is from RefSeq and is a predicted model, not a curated record. The transcript has 8 exons. The coding region runs from base 128 to 1318 and encodes 396 amino acids. Gene Ontology annotation, molecular function: acyltransferase activity, transferring groups other than amino-acyl groups.
AAGUUAAUUCAGUUCAUUCAAUUAAUUCACUCAUUCGGCAACUUUGUUACCGGGUGUUGACGUAAACUUUUAACUUUUAUAUUUAAUAGUUUUUUAGUUAAAGUACGCAGCAUAAAUAAUUUUAAUCAUGUCGGUAGCAGUAAAAGGUAUUUUUAUCGUCGGUGCUAAACGCACCCCGUUCGGUACGUUCGGCGGUGUGUUUCGAAACACGACCGCGACGGAGUUGCAGAGCAUUGCGGCUACAGCGGCUCUUAAGGAGGCUGGAGUCGCUCCAGACCAGAUCGAUUCCGUGAUUGUCGGUCAAGUUAUGUCGGCUUCUCAAACUGAUGGCAUUUACACACCACGACACGCAGCGCUCAAAGCAGGGAUCCCUCAAGACAAGCCAGCGUUGGGCGUGAACAGGCUGUGUGGGUCUGGUUUCCAGUCCGUGGUGAACAGUGCACAGGACAUACUGACCGGCGCGGCGAGGAUCUCGCUGGCGGGCGGCGUGGAGAACAUGUCGCAGGCGCCGUUCGCCGUGCGCGGCGUGCGCUUCGGCACCGCGCUGGGCGCCUCGCACGCCUUCGAGGACACGCUGUGGGCCGGCCUCACCGACUCCUACUGCGGCCUGCCCAUGGGCAUGACCGCCGAGAAGCUGGGCGGCCAGUUCGGGAUCACCCGCGACGAGGUCGACAACUUCGCGCUCCGCUCGCAGCAGAGGUGGAAAGCGGCCUGCGACGCUGGUGUCUUCAAGGGCGAAAUCGAACCUGUCACUUUAACCAUUAAGAAGAAGCAAGUGAAAGUGGAAGUUGAUGAGCAUCCUCGUCCUCAGACAACACUCGAGGGUCUAAAGAAGCUGCCCCCUGUUUUCAAAAAGGAAGGUCUUGUAACUGCUGGUACAGCAUCGGGUAUAAGCGACGGUGCUGGGGCCCUGGUUAUCGCUAGCGAGGAAGCCGCGAAGAACUUGAAGCCGCUCGCCAGGCUCGUGGGCUGGUCCUAUGUCGGAGUGGACCCUAGCAUCAUGGGCGUCGGACCGGUUCCCGCAAUUGAGAAUCUUCUCAAAGCCACUAAGCUGACUCUUAACGACGUAGACUUAAUCGAGAUCAACGAGGCGUUCGCGGCGCAGACGCUCUCGUGCGCGAAGGCGCUGAAGCUGGACAUGGAGAAGCUCAACGUGAACGGCGGAGCCAUCGCCCUCGGACACCCGCUCGCCGCCUCGGGCAGCCGCAUCACGGCGCACCUCGUGCACGAGCUCAGACGGCGCGGCCUGAAGCGAGGUAUCGGCUCCGCGUGCAUCGGUGGCGGACAGGGCAUCGCAGUUAUGGUUGAAGUAGUCUAACAUAUUACUCAAAGACCAUUACCUGUCCAUUCAUUGUUCCUCUAAAGGUCUUAGGAAGUUAUCUCUAUCAAAUAGGAUAGCUCCUAUCGUAUUGUUAAUUUCGUAAGCCUAUAAUAGCUAGUGUUGUAACAAAUUACAACACUGACAAUGUGCAAUAAGCAUAAUCUUAAUGGUGCCUUUCUAUUGAAAUAGUUAUCUCAAUGUUAUGCUUGCAAUUGCUUGUCAACAGCAUGGUUUAAUGAAAUAUGUUUCCAAUUUUUCUCUCCGUUGAAAUGCACUUAAAAUUAUCAUUUAAACCGAACUAAUAGAUUAAGACUGUAUGUAGUUACAAAUGUACAUAUCUGUCUUGUAUUUUGUUGAAGUCAGCUAUGUCAAAUAUUUAUCAGUUUGAUUGAUUUAACAUUUUUUUAAUGAUGUUAGUUUAUACUCAAUACUUUUUAUAAUUUGCUUCAUGUGUGUGUCAAAUAAAUACUUAUAUCUGAUGAAAGUAAGACGGGACCACCUUGGAAUUAUACAGAAUA